Molecule: messenger RNA, 3398 nt
Organism: Vigna umbellata (rice bean)
Lineage: Eukaryota; Viridiplantae; Streptophyta; Magnoliopsida; Fabales; Fabaceae
Molecular function (GO): protein binding
Source: RefSeq, a predicted model, not a curated record
AACAGGGAAGAGAGAAUCUGGUGUGGUUUGAGCUGUGGCAUAGCUGUCCCUUGGAUGAAUUAUUUUUGAGACGUUAUCUGCUCAUAAAAAAGAGGCAGUGAGUUCAAAAAUCCCUGGGACAAACCCUUUUCUGGCACCCUCUUCCUCUCUUCUGCCUCAUGUGAGAUGAAGAAGAAACAAGGACACUCCUUUAAUCUCAGACUCCUCCUCGUUGGCUUCUUUCUGGCCACAUGUGCCAAUGCCUCCCCUCACACGCCAACUCAAUCGCGCCAUCUUCUGUACUACAGAGACGAGUUUGGAGACAGAGGGGAGAAUGUCACCGUAGACCCUUCCCUUGCUUUCCAAAAUGACCGUCUCAGAAACGCUUACAUAGCUCUGCAAGCUUGGAAGCUCGCCAUUUUAUCUGAUCCCCGCAACCAGACAACCGACUGGGUAGGAUCCGACGUUUGUAGCUACACCGGUGUAUACUGUGCACAAGCGCUCGACAACCCCUCCGUCCGUACAGUCGCCGGCAUUGAUCUCAACCAUCAGGACAUUGCCGGCUAUUUACCGGAGGAGCUCGGUUUGCUCGUAGAUCUUGCACUAUUCCACAUCAACUCCAACAGAUUCUGCGGCACUGUGCCCCACACGUUCCGGAAGUUGGUACUCCUCUACGAGCUGGAUCUCAGUAACAACCGCUUUGCGGGGAGGUUCCCCGAGGUGGUUCUGCGCCUUCCUUCGCUCAAGUUCUUGGAUCUUAGGUUCAACGAAUUCGAAGGAGCUGUGCCCCGGGAAUUGUUCGACAAAGAUCUCGACGCCAUUUUCAUCAACGACAAUCGUUUCGUGUUUGACCUUCCAGACAACUUCGGCAACUCCCCCGUCUCCGUCAUCGUCCUCGCCAACAACAGAUUCCACGGCUGCAUUCCCCACAGCCUCGGCAACAUGUCCAACCUCAACGAGAUCAUUCUCAUGAACAACGCAUUCCGAUCCUGCUUGCCCUCCGAGAUAGGCUUGUUGAAGAAUCUCACGGUGUUCGACGUCAGCUUUAACCAACUUCUCGGCCCCUUACCAAGCGCCGUUGGAAAUGCCGUCAGCUUGGAGCAGCUCAACGUGGCCCACAACUUACUCUCCGGUCAAAUUCCUCCCAGUAUAUGUAUGUUGCCUCACCUUCUCAACUUCACUUACUCCUUUAACUUCUUCACCGGCGAGCCUCCUGCCUGUCUCGCCUUGCCGGCGUUUGACGAUAGGAUCAACUGCUUGCCGGCGAGGCCCGUUCAGAGGCCUCCGGCGCAAUGUCAGGCUUUCUUGUCUAAGCCUGUGGACUGUAACUCCUUUAACUGCAAGCCAUUUGUUCCUUCACCUCUUUCCCCCACAACACCUGCAACUCCUUCACCACCAUCUCCUGGGACACCUUCUCCUCCAUCACCUGGGACACCUUCACCAGUAACUCCUUCGCCUCCAUCACCAGGGACACCUUCACCUGUAACUCCUUCACCACCAUCUUCUGGGACACCACCUGUAACUCCUUCGCCUCCAUCACCUGGGACACCUUCACCAGGAACUCCUUCACCACCAUCUUCUGGGACACCACCUGUAACUCCUUCGCCUCCAUCACCUGGGACACCUUCACCAGGAACUCCUUCGCCUCCAUCACCUGGGACACCUUUCCCUGUCACUCCUUCGCCCCCAUCCCCUGGGUCACCCUCACCUGUAACUCCUUCGCCUCCAUCACCUGGGACACCUUCACCAGUAACUCCUUCGCCUCCAUCACCAGGGACACCUUCACCUGUAACUCCUUCACCACCAUCUUCUGGGACACCACCUGUAACUCCUUCGCCUCCAUCACCUGGGACACCUUCACCAGGAACUCCUUCGCCUCCAUCACCUGGGACACCUUCACCAGUAACUCCUUCGCCUCCAUCACCAGGGACACCUUCACCUGUAACUCCUUCACCACCAUCUUCUGGGACACCACCUGUAACUCCUUCGCCUCCAUCACCUGGGACACCUUCACCAGGAACUCCUUCGCCUCCAUCACCUGGGACACCUUUACCUGUAACUCCUUCGCCACCAUCUCCUGGGUCACCCUCACCUGUAACUCCUUCGCCUCCAUCACCUGGGACACCUUCACCCGUAAAUCCUUCGCCGUUACCUUCACCUACAACACCUUCGCCUCCUUCGCCUGCCGCACCUUCCCCAUUACCUUCACCUACGACACCUUCACCACUACCUACACCUCCUUCGGAACCACCGGUGGUGGGACAUUCCCCUCCACCCCGGCCAGUGGCACCUUCUCCACUACCACCAAUUCACACUCCUCCUUCACCGGUGUAUUUGCCACCACCACAUUCUUCCCCUGCUCCACCUGGCUACUCUUCACAACCUCCUCCACCUUCGCAAUUGCCGCCUCCAUCAUACACUCCGCCUUCUCCAGUGACACCUUUUCCUACUCCAACGCCACCAAAUGGUGUCCACUCUCCACCGCCACCGGCUCCUACAUUCUCGACACCACCACCUUCACAUAAUUAUGGCUCAUCGCCACCUCCUACACCUCAUCACUCACCAUCGCCUCAUCCUUACCCUUAUUUAUCACCCCCACCACCUCCUUAUCCUGUUCGUGUCCCACCUCCACCACCACCUUGUACAGAACUUCUUCCACCCCCUCCGCAAUCAACACCUUCUCCCACACCUUACCUCCCACCACCAUCCCCAUCUCACCCACCUUAUCACCCGCCACCAUCCCCUUCUCCCUCUCCAACUCCACCGGUUCAAUACAGUUCGCCUCCCCCGCCGCCUCCUCCACCGGCAGUUUCUCAACCGCCACCUGUUGUAUACCAAAACCCACCACCUGCCCCUGUAUAUGAAGGGCCAUUGCCACCCAUAGUGGGACUCCCAUACGCAUCGCCUCCGCCUCCACCCUUUUAUUGAUUCUUUUGAGGACUUUUUCCCUCGUCGGGCAACAAGAGUCACGCUUUUUUUUAUUAUUGCGGCCGUUUCUUCUGUGUUGAUACCCUCGAAUGUCAUGCGACUCUCGUCGCUUAUGAAGGAAACUUCGCAGGAGACAACCACAAGAUCUAGCGAAACAGCUUUUUGUUCUUUAUAUCUAUCGACAAUAGAAACAGAGAAGAGGUUGCAGCAAAACGGGGUUUAUAAGAGGAGAAAUUAAUUCUCUUUCCUUAUUGACUUGAAUUAUUAUGAAUAUUGCAGUCGAGAAAUAAGAAUGGCAGAAAAAGAGUAGGUCGCAGAGCAAAUGCAUGUAUAGGGAUGAAUGGGAGAGCAUAAGUUAUGGCUGCAAAGGCAGUUGCAUUGCAGUUGCACUUUGUGCUGCCGCUGAUGGUUACUAGUGUAUCGUUAUUGUCUCUAUUAUAUCACACUACUUUUAUUUAUUUAUUUAUAAAUUUUGUUUCUUUUGCUUGCUA